Molecule: messenger RNA, 862 nt
Organism: Phyllotreta striolata
Lineage: Eukaryota; Metazoa; Arthropoda; Insecta; Coleoptera; Chrysomelidae
Source: the annotation of a GenBank genome assembly
AUUCCCAUUUAUCAGUCCCUCAGGCUGUCAGGUUUCAGUUUAUAGUCGUUGUUUCAUCAAAAAAUGGCUUUAUAUAUGACUGGUGUCGUUGCAGUUUUGUUCCUUGUCAAUGCAGCGAACGGUUUGACAUGCUACGACUGCAAUUCCGAAGACAACAUCUUCUGCAAAUGGGGCUUAGCCUCGUUUACUUACAACACCCAAGAGUGCAGAAGUGGAGGUGUCUUUGACAAAUUGUUGGGGCCUAAAUGCUACAUAAUCAUCGGUCAUAACAAAGAAGGCAAGGAGUUCAUAGCCAGGGGCUGCCUCCCGCCGGCCGCCGUCGGCUGCUCGGCCAUCUCCAAAGCCGUGGGAUGGCUCUCCUCCCAUUUGAUCGACGAUCCCGACAGCCUGCAAAACCUGAGCUGCAAUACUUGCAAGACCGACAAGUGCAACUCGGCAACCAGCCUUGCAGGAUUCACCUUCGUCGGACUGCUGCUCUCCGCUGUGGCGAUUGCGCUCUAAGUUAAAAAAGCUUGGAGUGUCCUUAUUAGGGUAGUUUUAGAUGUAAAGAGUGAGUUGAAUGUUAUUGAUGGGUGUUCGAAGAGCGCUACUCAUUGGGUUGUGUGAAAUUGGUAUACAAACGGGCGCGAUUUUUUACUAAGCAAACCCCACUGAUUUUGUAAUGUUCUAUACCUAUCCUAGAAAGGGGAAACCUUUUUUUUAAACACCCUGUAUAUGUACAAUAGUAGGUAUUAAACAAAAUAAUAAGAACAAAUUUUCUACCGCUAAUUUAAAUAUCGAUUGUGUUCCUCUCGUCAUCUUCAACCAGUCACACACUGUAUCUUGUGUUUGAUUAGAAACAAUUAAUAAAAAUCAAUUAAAG